Aegilops tauschii subsp. strangulata is the source of this 1169-nucleotide messenger RNA. RefSeq names its product putative E3 ubiquitin-protein ligase SINA-like 9. The record is from RefSeq and is a predicted model, not a curated record. Lineage: Eukaryota; Viridiplantae; Streptophyta; Magnoliopsida; Poales; Poaceae. Gene Ontology annotation, molecular function: zinc ion binding.
AAAUGGGUCAAUCCGGUUGCUCAAACCGCCUAAGGAAAAGACAGAUCAUUCUCCAUCUAGAAACCGCUUCUAGGGAAGAGAGCUCGACGGGAACUGGAUCCAGAAGCACUGCACGCAGAGCUCGGCGGGAGAUCGAUCGGCCAUCCAUCAUGGCCAAGAAGGCUGGCGCUGAUAGGACCGCGGCGGCGGUGAAGGCAGGGAGCUGCUCCAGGAAGAAGGCUAAGGCUGCGUCCUCCUCCAAGAUCACUGUCACCUUAGACCCCAAGUUGCUGGAGUGCUCGGUUUGUUGCAGCCCACUGGUUGCUCCCCUUUCUCAGUGCGCAAAUGGCCAUAUCACAUGCUUCGAGUGCUCCUCCGAUGUGAACUACAGUUGCAGCUUGUGCUCUGGGCCUGCCAACACCCACUGCAGCGCCUUGGAGCGCAUCCUCGCUGGCCUGGCCGUGCCGUGCUCGUUCCAGGAGCACGGGUGCACCGAGAUGAUCCCGUUCACGGAGAAGCUGGCCCAUGAAGAGUCCUGCCUCCAUGCCCCAUGCCACUGUCCCAUCGCUGGCUGCUGCCCCUACCCCGGCCGGUCCCUGCACGACCACAUCAAGGCGGAGCACCCUAUGAUCCAGUACACCCGCAUCACGGCCGGCCGCCUCUACCCCCUGAGCAUGCGCCAUGACGAGCUGGCCUGCCUUGUAUCCCUCGGCAGCAAGGCAGUCUUUCUUCUUGUGGUUGACCGGAGCGUCCCGUCGGGGCUCACAUUGUCGGUGAUCCACCUCAUGAGCGACCCGAUCGAGAGGGAGGAUUUCAAGUACAAGAUCCAAGUGCAUACGCAGACGGGCAUUCUCUCUCUGUCCGGCGAGACACAGAGUGUCGGUCGACUGAGGGGGCCUUACCAGGCUGGCGCGUCGCUGUUCGUCUCGGACACCAUGUGGUCUCCCCCAGAUUCUCCAGUGUACCUCGAGCUGAAAUGCUAAAUCUGUACUCAAUCUGGUAGUAGAAGAAUUCUGAGACUCCAUUCAUUGCGCUCUUGUCAGCUGUGUCAACGUGGUUUUACUAGGUAGUUAGUACAUUAUCUCUGUUGUUUGUCGAAGUUGGGUAAUUGGAUCAUAACAUAUGGAUUGGUGCAAUGCUAAGUUGCUAGCGAUGCUAGCUUAAUUAUUAAGCGAGAGGUAAUUCUUGGA